UACAAGCUAACGUUCCUGAGACGUGUGCUCAUCUAACCAGUUGAUAAUCAGACCUGAGUGGUUUUUCUGGAUAAAUUUUAGUGCUAUUCUAUUUAUGGAUCAGUACUAUAAUCUUUGAAUUUGACUCAGGGGACCAUUCAGGAGUUAUGUAUUUUCAUGUGGGUCAUUAGAGCAGUCAAGCAUCACAAAGCUUCAUCACCCUAGCGUCCCAUCUCCUUUUAUUUAUUUACUUUAAUAAAGAUACAAAUUGAGAUUUUUAAAAGUGUAUCAUGCCAGUUAUUAACAUCAAUGAGCCCCGAUGGGAUCAAAAUACUUACUGGGGAAGAGCCAAACAUUUUUUCACCACUACUAACCCCUGCAAUUUGCUAUAUUCUUCCUCAGAAUUAGACAAGGCAAAGGAAAUUGUUACCAAAUAUAGAAAUGGAGAAUCUUUGAAUCUCACUGAAGACGAAAUUUGGCGUGCAAAGCAUUUAUAUGAUUCUGCUUUCCAUCCUGAUACUGGUGAGAAAAUGAUUUUAAUUGGUCGAAUGUCUGCUCAAGUUCCAAUGAACAUGACAAUCACAGGAUGUAUGCUUGCAUUUUAUAAGACAGUUCCCCAAGUUGUGUUUUGGCAAUGGAUUAAUCAGUCUUUUAAUGCUGUUGUAAACUACACAAACCGUAGUGGCGACUCUCCAAUCCCUGUAAAGCAGUUAGGAACAUCAUAUGUUUUAGCAACGUCAGGCGCACUUAUUACUGCUCUGGGACUUAAUAGCAUAGUAAAAAGUGCUCCUCCACUGAUUGGUCGCUUUGUGCCAUUUUGUGCAGUAGCAGCUGCAAAUUGUGUUAACAUUCCCAUGAUGCGUCUUAAAGAAAUUCGUGAAGGAAUUCCAGUUGUAGAUAAAAAUGGAAAUAGAGUUGGAAAUUCUCAGGUAGCUGCUAAAUCAGCCAUUACUCAAGUUACUAUGUCUAGGAUUGGAAUGGCUAUGCCUGGCAUGUUGAUUCCACCAUUCAUUAUGAAUUAUCUUGAUAGGAAAGGUGUUAUCAGGAAAUUUCCAUGGAUAAAUGCCCCUUUGCAAGUUGGACUUUGCGGCUUAUUUCUGGUCUUUGCUACCCCAUUAUGCUGUGCAUUAUUUCCACAACAAAGCUCCAUUAAUGUUGACUCAUUAGAGCCAGAAAUUCGUGAAUCUCUGAAUAAAUUGAAAUUGGAAGAUAAAUGUUUAUACUACAACAAAGGUCUUUAAUGUGUUCUUCGAAAUAUAUUGCAUUUAUAGUCUAAAAACGAAACUGUUGUAUUUCUUUGUAUUUUAUAAAUUUAUAUUUUCCAUAGUUCCUAAUAAAAAUAUUAUGUGAUAAAUGAA
This is a messenger RNA of Parasteatoda tepidariorum (common house spider), 1337 nucleotides long. Its product is annotated as sideroflexin-1. Gene Ontology annotation, cellular component: mitochondrial inner membrane. Gene Ontology annotation, biological process: serine import into mitochondrion; monoatomic ion transport. NCBI's taxonomy places the organism in Eukaryota, Metazoa, Arthropoda, Arachnida, Araneae, Theridiidae. The record is from RefSeq and is a predicted model, not a curated record. Gene Ontology annotation, molecular function: monoatomic ion transmembrane transporter activity.